AUGUGCACAACCGAUCACUAUACAUACGUUUACCCAGAUGGCCACAAAGAGACUGUGAGAAAGCCGGCGCUGUGCCCGUCUUCCCGCCACGGCCGGCCGUGCUCCCAGAACGUUGUGUUCAAGCACGGUACGAGGUCUGCUUCCCACAGCCAUGCAGUUGCUCCCACCUAUAUGAUGGCCUCGGGUGCCGCCUACGCUCCUCCAUAUUAUGGUGCCUACCCCCCAACUCCUUUUUAUACUCCACGCAUUUGCACCCCAACAUAUCGCUCGGGUGACGACUCGGACCGAUCAUACCACAGCACAUCCAGCUGCUGCAGACGGAGAAGCGUAUACAUGGACCCGAGAAUGGAAUCCAGCUCCAGCUCCAGCCGCCACGGACAAGGCGGACGAACCGUACUUGUCCACAACCCACCCACCCAGUCAACGCCGCCUCCAGCGUUUACAUUUCCCCGGACCGCCCCUUCAUCGCCCAGCUUUGCGAAUGCCGCGCCGUUCAUUGUGGACACGUCCCUCGGAGGAUACUCGUCCAGACGACCCAUGAUUGUGGACGAGCGGCCUCGCCGCAACCGUGAGCCUGCCCACAUUCAUAUCGAAGUCCAUGACGAUGGACGAAAGAAGAGACACCGUCGUCGGACGUCUUCCACCAGCUCAUACAGCAGCCGACGCUCGUAUCUUGGCGCCUCGGAAGAGGACGAGACGCGCCGGCGUCGCCACGACGCCGAGGCGCUUCGUACUGAAACCCGGCGGCUGGCACAAGAAGACGAGAUUCGCCAGCAGAGGCUCCGUGAUCGGAUCGCCAGAGACAACGCGGAAAUCGCCAGGCGGGAGCCAGUUCCCCUGCCACCGACCCUGAGGCGGUCCACGACGGCCGCCAAGGCCACGCACCACGUUGGAGACCGAGAGGAUGAGCUGCUGGAGAGGGUCCAGCGGCUCGACAUUGAGGAGGAGGAGCUUCGAAAGGACCGAGGGCGGGCCGCCAGGCGAGACGAGGAGGAUUACCAACGAAUGCUGCCGCGGCGCCGGGCCACCGUCGGACCUGGCAGCCGACGAGCCCGCGCCGAGUACAGCGACGGAGUGUAUCGGUGGGAGUGA
Molecule: messenger RNA, 1092 nt
Organism: Metarhizium album ARSEF 1941
Lineage: Eukaryota; Fungi; Ascomycota; Sordariomycetes; Hypocreales; Clavicipitaceae
Exons: 1
Coding region: 1-1092 (363 amino acids)
Source: RefSeq, a predicted model, not a curated record